AGACCCCCAGGGGGCAGGGCAGGGAUCCCAGCACACACGGUGGGGAGCUCAGCUGCUGCAUGCCCAUGGGAAGGACGAGCCCAGGGCAGCCCUGACCGCAGGCUCUCCGGAGCAGGCAGCGGGCCAGCCGGCUCUGGCACCCGGCCCGGAAGUCUGUCCUGCCCCUUCACUGUGACUCUGCAAAACAGUGGGGCGGAGGCCGUGACGAUGACGAUGGCCGGGCAAGGAGGAAGUAAAGGGGCACGGCUGGGCGCUGCACUGCUCGGGGCACAGCGGAGGGCUCGGCUGAGCACGACAGAGGAAAGCCAAGGCCGGCCGGCAGCCACAGCCAUGGCAGAGGCCGAGGACAGGAGCAUCCAUACCCAGCACAUCUCGGCCGUGCACAACGUGCCCAUGCGGGUCCUCAUCCGGCCCAUCCCGGCACAGCUGGAGCCGGGAAAGGUGCAGAGCCUGAUGGAGACCCUGCAGGAGGAUCCCGAGCGGGUGCCCCCCAUCGACGUGCUCUGGAUCAAAGGCAGUGAGGGCGGCGAUUAUUUCUACUCCUUCGGGGGCUGCCACCGCUAUGCUGCCCACCAGGCACUCCGCCGGGAGACCAUCCCCGCCAAGAUCAUCCCCUCCACCCUCAGCGACCUCCGUACCUACCUCGGCUCCUCCACGCCUCACCUGCGCUAGCCCAGCACCCUGAGGAUGCCCAGCAGCCCCUUCUAUCCCUGUUGGUUCCGACCCGUGAGCCCUCGAUGAGGAUGUGGUCGGCGUCCCCAGCCCUGGGGAGUCCCCAUGGUCCCUCCAGCCGGGAUGAGGCGAGAGUCCCCAAGACUUGGAGGGUCCCCUAGGUUCCUCCAGCCGGGAUGAGGUGCGGAUCCCCCAGACUUGGAGGGUCCAUGGGGUCCCGGCAGCCGGGAUGGGUCGGGCUCUCACCGGUACCGGGAGGUGCCCGGCGGGGCCAGCAGGUGGCGCUAUUGUGCCGCGCUGCGCCGCCGGAGCGACCUGGACGGGACGGGAGGAACCGGGACGGGAGGAACCGGGGCGGGACGGGAGGAACCGGGACGAGAGGAACCGG
Onychostruthus taczanowskii (white-rumped snowfinch) is the source of this 1060-nucleotide messenger RNA. It is a transcript of the gene SRXN1, whose product is annotated as sulfiredoxin 1. Gene Ontology annotation, biological process: cellular response to oxidative stress. Gene Ontology annotation, cellular component: cytoplasm. The record is from RefSeq and is a predicted model, not a curated record. The transcript is spliced from 2 exons. Lineage: Eukaryota; Metazoa; Chordata; Aves; Passeriformes; Passeridae. The annotation marks the transcript as partial. Gene Ontology annotation, molecular function: sulfiredoxin activity.